CGUUUGACAUGUUAUUUUUACAAGGGUCGUCGACAUUUUUUUUUACUUUUUUAUAAAUUAUUUCUUGGAAAAUGCACGCUAUAAUGUCACGAGAUCGUUCCCUACUUUUGUGAGCUCAUAGCUUAGUCGUGAAAAGUAAGGAUCAAUGCAAGUCGAUGACUACACGAGCGGAGACCCAGCGCGAACAUGACCACGGUGUUCACACUAAAUACACCACCUUAAUGUCUUCAAAAAUAAUGGAAACUCGGUACUACGAGGGAUGCGACCGGGAAGGCCCCAUCCGCUGCAUAUUCCUGGGAGAGUUCCAUCCAGUAGCGGGUCCGAAGAUAUCGUGCCAGUUUCCAGAAGACUAUGUAUCCAAGGAGUUGUUUGAUGCCAUUAGUGCAUAUAUUAUCCCAAAACCACAAAUGCAGAAAUGUACUAUGACUAUAAAUGCACUAGGCCACAAGAUAGUUGGUUACCCAAUCCGGAUCGACAACUCUCGAUAUGAACGCAACAUGUAUUUGUUUAAUUUGUGCUUUGUGUGUGAUAGCUGGUCUAAAACUGUGCAAUAUGAACCUGUUGUUAAGAAACUUGGAGAACAUUUGACAAUAAUGGAGGAGGAGACCGGUUUUGUAUCGAGUUGUUCUACUAAGCUGCCGACUUUAUUGGCUCACCUUUUACAUGACUUGAACACUUUCCGGAAAGCAACUUUAGUUGAAGGCGAGACGGUGAUGCACCUGAAGGUGCUGGAAGUGCGCAAGGACCCGGUGGCGGUGCACGACCACGACGUGCCGGUACUGGUGGCGUCGGUGGGGCUCCCGCGCCCGGGCCGCCCCCCGCCGCCGCCCGCGCGCGCGCCCGAGCAGAGCCAGGAGCAUCUCGACGUGGACGACGACGAGCCCGUCGAGGUUGACAUGGACGCCGACUGGGACCUCACCACGCGACAGUUGCUGCCCUACAUAAACGGCUACAACCACAUAUCAAAGAUAGCAUCGGACGCCAAUGUUGAGAAGACGCUCGUCAAGUCCUGUAUACAAAAUUUAGUCUAUUAUAAUGUGGUUAUGCUGAUACCUGUGCUGAUGUUCAACAACAUGUACCGGGCGACACCCAAGCUGAGCCGGCUGUUCAGUGACCUCGAGAUGCAGAAGUCUUGUCUUUCCUUCAUUACAAAUGACUGCGAUACUAAAGAGAAGCCCAACAUCGCGCGCGUGGCUGGCGUGCUGUGCGCGCUGCAGCAAGGCUCCACGCUGCGCGCCGUGUGCGAGCGGCACGCCGUCUCUGCCGCGCAGUUCGACGUGCGCCGGCUCGUCGUGUUCGCGCUCAUACACGGCCUCGUCAAGUGUCUGCGCCGGUUUCCAGUGUACGUGCGGAACCCCAGCCGUCCGAACGGGUUCAGCGCACGCGCCGACGCGCUGCCGGCGGCCGGCGGCGUCCGGCGGCUGUUCACGGGCCUGCACAGCGUCGACGAGAUCUGCUGCCUGGCGCGCGUCGACAUGGUCACGCUUGACAGAAUCAUCGACGAGGAUCCCAACGUGGCCGUCAUUUGGAGGUGAACUCGCGAACCUCCCAUUGACAAAUACUUAGACACAACUUGUGGUUAUAACGGAUAUCCAAAUAUAAAAGAUUUGGCAUUUAUAAAGCUAAACAUUCCACAUUGAGUUCUAUAUACUCACUUUUUCAAAUAAUUACAUAGUUGCGAGGUCGAUACAUAUAUUUCAGGAUGGCAUUAACUUACAUUAACACAUAAUAGUCAAUCACGGAAAGUCCGUUUGACUUUGGUAGUGUAGUGAUAAGGGCCUUAUCAUACUAGCGGUUGCAAAGCGGAGCGGGCGCGCAGCGAAUGCGUCGCGAACACGGAUUCGCAACGUUUCCGUCGCGGUUUUGUAGCGAAUUUACGACGUACAGUACAUUCAGUUACAAAAUGGAUUCUGACGAGGAAACACUGCUGUUUUAUUUAUUAAAAUUUAUUUAAAAAAAAACAGAUUUCUGGGUAGAAACUGUUGUUUAUAUUUUUCGUUCCAAACCAACAAAUCAUCGUAGGUUAAUUUUUCGUCGACUAGUUAAUAUUUUUAGUUCGUUAUGACGAAGGGCCUAAGAUUUGAAAACAUCGUAAAUUUUGCGCGAUUUCGAUUACUCGAUCGCACAUCGUACAAGAGUCAAAAAAGUCGUACAAAUACGAUUUAAAUCGGACGAUUGAUAGCACUGGGACGGACUGGCGUUUGUACCAGACCGCUCCGCUUUGAAAACGCUCGCAAUCCGCUAGUGUGAUUGCUCUGUAAGUUGUACAGACAGUGCGUUGGUGUGUAACACUUAAGGAAUGACCUUCAACGAUGCCAACUUUUAGUUUAUAGACAAAGAUGUCAAACGCACUGAGUUUUUCAUCUUACCAAUAAACAAAUGCAAAUGGAAUUCCCGGAAUAGAUUGACUAUUCAGAAUCAUACAAGUGUGUUAUCCACAUAACAAAAAAUGUUUGAAUACAUCAAAUGCACUACCGUUUUUUUUGUGCCUAGUUUCAAGGCUUUAGUUGUGUGAACGGCUAUAAAUUUCAUGCAAGAAAAUUCAUUUGUGUAACAUUUAUGUUACAAAUCGAAAAUUCACGUACAACAAGAAAACACUAUUAAAUUGUGGAUACUUCACUUGACCACAUGUUUUGUUUAAGUAUUUAAUCAUCGAUGCGAUAAACAAUAACUAAAAUAAGACGGCUAACGUUGUUUUGCAUAAUAUUUUAGAAAAAAAUGCCAUUUCCCGCGUAUUUUUCGCCACGUUGACAUACAUAUAUAAAAGCAGAGUACGUUUUAUUUGCGAGAUUACUGUGAAAAUAUGACGCCUUCAACACAGAUACAGUUUUUAAUGUUCUAUGAGAUUACCUAAAGUGACUUCCGUUUUAUAUCUUUAAGAAAGUUUCGCGAAAAACAUGCGGGUUGCGGUAUGAUCAAACAGUAGUAGACUAAGAGCCAGCGACAGCCAGAUCUUCGUGAUUUUAUAAAAGCUGAAAUCAUGCCUACCGUAGGUAAGUACGGUAGUCAUCUAUGGAGUUUGGAUAGUGGUUACUUUUGGAGGUAGCAGUUUCCAAGGGUCAUCAACCAUGAAGCAUCUAAGUAUAAAGUGUAUUUUUUUAUAUUUUCCUCGACAUAUUAGGAGAAAUUUUCUUAUAACACAAUUGGCUACCGUGCUUACCUCUAGUAGGAGCAUGAGUUGACAAACUUUCAGCUUAUAUAAAAUGAAGGAGGUCUGGUGGCCGCUGGCUCUCCGACUAUAGUGUCUAUUGGAAGACUCUUUUUAUAAAUUUUAUUUUAUUAUCCAUUGUUGUAAAUAACUCUGAUCAUAAAAUCUCCGUUUAGAUAUUUGAAUGACAGUAUUGAAGCGUACAUAUCGACGUGAUGCCAUCUGUGAUAUUAUUGGUUUUGCUUACAUUUUUGAAUACUUUGUUCGCGUGAAAGUUAUACAGUAUUACGCCGACUGUUAAACUGUCGCAGCUCUGACGUCGAGCUAUACGUUGUAGCGUAUUGUCAAUAGUGUGAACGAUACACGUGCCUGUAUGAAAACAGUAGUAUCUUUGGUAAAUAAAAGUAAAUUAGAAAACAUCAGUAACACAAAGAUGUGCGCCAAGAGAUACCGAGAUAGUUUUGUCAUUUUUCGUAACAUCACAACUAAAGAUAACGAUAUUUAUGCUACAUAUUUCGUUGCAAGGAAUGACAUGUAGAUAGAAUUAUCUCAUUAUCUCUUGACGCGAAACAUAGUCGUAUGUGAAGUAUAAAGUGAGUAUUCGUAACGCGGUUGGCAUUACGUGCGAUAUAAACGCUCAUGUAUUAGACCGUAUUUUUACAUGACAUGUUGAGUAGUCGGUGAUAAAAGUAUUAGUAUAAGGCGCAUGCGUUAUUAGGCCAAAUAUUCCCUCUUUAAGUUCACAAUAAACCCGUGAAAGAUAGAAUAAUCGCAUGUGCGAAGUGCCUGCAUUACUUGUAGCCCAGCAAACGUUUACACGUAUAUAGAAUAUAUCGAAACGCAAUAUUGUCCUUAACCGACCGCUUGAUAUAAAAAUGAAUAUUAGGCAUAGUUGACAUGGGGUGUACUUAAAUCACAAAAAUAGACAUAAAUGUUUAUCUCCAGUGAAUUUUUGCUGAUUGUAUUAAAUUAACUAAGUAAUGUGUGCUUGUGCAUCUUUGUAUGUUUGUUAAAGUGAUCGCUCAUCGGCACGUACCGACAAGUACCGCACGCAGACACGACACACACUCUAUCUCGGUGCUCGAAUGUAAUGACAAAAUCGUCCGCCGGUUUGUCUAGCGAAGAUAAUCGUCUGUUUAAUAAUCUCAAAAUAUAUUUUCUGUAAUAUACUAUUUAUUAUGUUCGUAUAAUACAAUUAUUAUAUUAUAUAAAGAUUGAGACUGCUUGCUUGCUGCGGAAUCUACGUGCUGAUGUACGAUUAAUUUAAUUAGCAAGUGCGUUUUUUUAUGUGUUAUAAUUACAUUAGUGAUAAUUUUGGUAAUAAAAAUUUUAGGCGCUCGAAUUAUUAAUAGAUCGGCUGUUAGCAAAGGUGAUAUUAAUCUGAUAAAAUUUUAUAAUAUAUUUUUAUUUUUGUGAUUGUUAGAAAGAAUCAGAUGUAGAACGACCGUAAAUAAAGUGCCUAUUUAUUAACUAGUAACUUUCCCACUGCCCGUACGUUUACAGUUGACCUACCUCUACAUUUCGCACAUAUAAUGUGUUUUAUUUAUUUAUUUUUGCACAAAUAGCCAACGUAACAUUCCGUUAAUACGAGAGCCGCAGAAAACGUUAAAAAGUAAUAUUCAAAGAUUAUUUAUAGAAGUAAAAGUAAAUCUUGAAAAGGAAAUGCGUAGAAUGUUCGUUGCGUUGCGACAUUUGAAUGGUGUUUAUUUAACGAUAUUUUAUGAAUUCAAAAUGUCUUAACACUUUUAAUUGUGCAAUUAUGACAUAUGUCGUGUCACGUAAAGCGCUGCCAUUUAUGCGAUGUUUAUGUGUACGUGAUAGGUACACAUAUUAGUGAAUUAUGAUUAUUUAUUUUAGAUAUCAAAUUACAAUCGUUAUCCGUAUAUAACAUAAUAAAAUAACUAAUAAAUUUUAGAUGAAAACUCAUGUUAUUAACACAACAUUAGGGACAAACAUAUUCAAUUACGAUUGCCUCGGUAUUUUGUCACGUCACUACAAAGACAAACAGUUGGCAUAUACUUAAACAGCGCAGUUUAACAAACUUGUACGCCAGUUCGAAGUUACAUCGUCCAUUCGAUCAUGACGUCAGAAACGCAAUCUCUGAGCGGACGGACAUUAAAAGAAUAUUUUCAAUAUCUUUUUAAACUUAAACCGCUACUUAAUGUUCUAGAAUGAGUUUAUCCAAUCAACCGCUCCACAGAACAAUGCACAUGUUUAUUGUUAUAACGGAAAUCAAUUUGACUAAAUGAAAGGACCUCCCUUACAUACGUUGACAUCCAAUACUCGAUAAGCAGAUGGCGGUUAGCGCUCUUUUUCCGUGACACGAUGGAGUUAGUAGAAAGUGAGUAGAAACAUCUAAUUUAUCGCAAGAUUAAUUAGAUUUUUAAUAAGCGAUUUUUUAAACUUCAAACUUUUAGUGUUUUUUUUAAAGAAAACUUACGAACGGCUGUGUUUAACAUCACAAAAUAAUGAAUCAAACUGAUAAGAAGUUUGCAUAAUUCUUGCUCUUUAUCUGCCUGCUAUAUUAGAUACUAAAAAAACAAAAUCUUUUCGCAAUCGCAAUCUCUUAACUAAAUUUUCGACUAAUAUAGUUACGUAGAGUAUUGAUAAUUAAUAGUAACAGUAUGUAGUAGUAUGCAAAUCAUAUUUUUUGCGUCCUUCAAUUAUCGUUAAUGUUAGACGAAGAGUCGCUUUUAUACGCUGUUCAUAUUUAUUAUGUACCUACCUACGUACGGGGCGGAACAAUGAACAGAGACGAGUUAAAAUUAUAUUUUUUUAUUAACAUUUAUUUGAAAAUUAAACUUAAUUGAAUUCCUCCAAAUAAGGAACAUAAAAUGAGUCAACAAUAUAGAAUCUCUAGCCCGGCAAAAUAUUAAUAAAUUUGAAGUAAUUACUCUAUAGUCAAUUCAUUAAUUCCGUGUUAUUCUGAAGUUUUUAUUUCCAUUUCCAUUUGUCUAUCACAAUCGACACAUGCUUGUUUCAUUUUAUUAAAAAGGAAUUUGAUAUUUUGUAAAUUUUAUUACUUCAUAUUGAUUUACAAAUUAAUUGAAACUUAAGCUUGUAUAAAUUUCAUCUUUAGAAUCCAGAGAAUAAGUUUCAUUUCAUAGAAAUGACAGGAUUUCACGGAAUUAAUGAAUGGACCGGACCGUAAAUGUUCUCAUUAGUGUUCUUACAAACGAAUUGAUUUAACUCGAUUUAAAUAUAGUAUAAGAAUGCUCGCCUACGGAAGUACAGACAUCAUGCUUCUUUCUGCCAUUAGAAGCAUUGGCUUGUUUUGGUUUGAAAUGUUCACGUUAAUAUUAUUGAGACAAUUAAGGUCUCAAUCGCGAUGCACAGAUAUACAUUUUUGUAAUUUUCUUGCGCUUGCAGGAAGGAUGCAGUUCCUUUACAAUCAGAAGAGCCAUCAGUUGUUUCUUGUAGUAAAAUAAAAUGCUGAAAAAUACCAAAUUACAGAUUUAUUUACUGUGUUCAUUGUUCCUUAGCUCAGCAUUACACCUAACUGGCUGUAAUAGUGAUAUAAUGAUAGUCGUUCAUGUUUACAGUAUUAUUAUAAAUUAGGGUUUGCAAAUUGAAUUAGCUGUAAGGCUUUUAUAUAAUAAACUAUACUCUCACACAAAAAAACCACAUUCAAGCACGGACGCAUCACAGUUUUAAAGAGGUUGCUAUUUUUUUUUUUUGCUAAUUGCGAGUUUUGCAAAAAUUAAACAUGUAAGUACAAUUGUAUGGCCUUAUAGUUGUAUAUGAUAGUUGUGUGUUGUCCUUACGCUUCCUUAGGUGCAAUAAUAUUAGUGUGUUAGCGCGUGCCUCGGUAUAGCAUUUAGAAGAUCCAGUUGGAGGGAGUCCUUCAAAAGCGUGUAUCACAAAAAUGACUCAUCACAAUUUGAAUUCAAUGAUAAUCUCAAAAAGUUAAAUUAUUUAAAUAAAAUAUAUAAAUUGACGUGGAAUCGAUCAAAGGUUCUAAUAUAAAUGCAUUCCAAAUUUGAAUUAAUAAACUAAUUAUUAUAAAACCACAAUUGCCUGCGUAUCAUCACAAUCCAAUUUAUUUGACAAGUUAUUGUAUAAUUUAUUACUUUUAAUAGAAUACUAUUUUAAUAUAUACUUCUAUACUUAUUAUUUAAUAAAACCUCUAAAGAUUAUUGUUUACUAAAUUGCUGUGUUGUAUAGAAUUGUAUGAUAUUUGUUGCUAAGUUCCUAAGUAUAAAGACUUAAGUACAUCUGUUUAUUCUAAAUAAAAUGCCGUGAUGUGUGCGGCACUACUAAUAACACGAAAAAAGAACGCCAGUCAGUAGAAAAUCUAUUAAAUAAACCGAACUAUAUAAUAAAUAACUGGUAUUCUAUAACACCUACGUUCAGUUCAGUUUACUUUGGUCACCGCUAGAGUGUAAAUAAAUUUUUUUUAGUAAUCAACUUUAAAUUAUAGAUCUGAUAUGUUGACAUUGAUAUCUGUCUGUGGGUAGGGCACAGACAGUGUGCAUUUGUUUCAGAUUCAUCUACUUAAUUUAUCUAAAAUAUUUACAAACAUUUAUACGAGUACCUAGUGCAUGUACGAGUAUAAGUGACUCAAUGUGUUCACAUAAAAUGCUCAGUUCGUAGUUCCUUUCGUUGGCGUUCCUUUUGCGUGACUGCAAUAUUUUACAUUUAAUAUAACAUCACAUCAAUCAUCACAAUAGUAAUAAAUUUUUAGAUAUUAUAAUAUAAAGUGCUUAUGAAAAUUAAUUAUACGUGUAAGUAAUAUAAAUGACUUAUAGUAGCAGACUGUUCGAUGGUGUGUACUUAUCCUUAGAUAAUAGAGCAUUCGCAAGUAAUUCGAUCUGAAUCUCGUGUCACGGUCGGUGAAGUGAUCAUCGGACCUUACAUUACCGUGUACUGUGGCGUGAAUAAUAAAGUAUUUAUCAUUAUGCAGCGAGGAACGAUUUCAAGUAGUACACUCUCGACCUAAAAUACACAGACAAAUGAGAAAAAUCCUUUUAAAAAUUAAUUAUUAAUAGAAAGUUGCAUAUAUGACUGACGCAUGUCAGCAGUAACGUGUGAAUACCUGCAGGUUGGGCGUACACCGACCAAACGAAUGCGUGUAAUCGAGUCGAAUUAUUUGCGAUAGGUUCUAUAAGUAUUUAUUUUAGUGCCUACAAAAUUUAGAUAACGGAUAUAGUAUUUCUACCUUUUGUAUUAUUUAUUUUAGUAAUUAAAUAUAUGAAGUGUGUGAUUGCUCUGAAAUUUAAUAAUAAAAUUUAAUGUGAUUGUUGGACUUGUUGGUACGUUAUCGCAUUUUAUAAAAUUAAAGCAACCAAUGCGUAUCCAAAUUUCUUUAAUAAACAUCUUUACAAUUCUA
This is a messenger RNA of Bicyclus anynana (squinting bush brown), 8477 nucleotides long. Its product is annotated as GATOR complex protein NPRL2. The record is from RefSeq and is a predicted model, not a curated record. Gene Ontology annotation, cellular component: vacuolar membrane; GATOR1 complex. Gene Ontology annotation, biological process: cellular response to amino acid starvation; positive regulation of autophagy; negative regulation of TORC1 signaling. The transcript is spliced from 9 exons. Gene Ontology annotation, molecular function: GTPase activator activity. NCBI's taxonomy places the organism in Eukaryota, Metazoa, Arthropoda, Insecta, Lepidoptera, Nymphalidae. The coding region runs from base 156 to 1535 and encodes 459 amino acids.